Didymosphaeria variabile is the source of this 777-nucleotide messenger RNA. RefSeq lists its product as uncharacterized. Bases 1 to 777 code for a protein of 258 amino acids. The record is from RefSeq and is a predicted model, not a curated record. The transcript has 2 exons. NCBI's taxonomy places the organism in Eukaryota, Fungi, Ascomycota, Dothideomycetes, Pleosporales, Didymosphaeriaceae.
AUGCACUUCUUCGACACGCUCAUCCUCAACAACACCUUCACCUCACCCUGGGAAUACAUCCGCAAGAUCUCCCCCCAACCCCGCACCGACGACGCCUUUAUAACCGACUACGACUACAUCCAACCCCUCGUAGACCCGUCCUCCAUCGACCUCCGCUGCGGCAGAAACGCCUCUACCGCAUGGAACACGCCCAAAACAGCCGUCGUCCGCGCCGGCGACACAGUAGGCUUCGCAGUGAACACGACCGUCGGCCUGCCCAUCAAAGACGCGCCUGUCAACCCAUGGGAUAGAUACGCAAACAUGUACCAUCCUGGCCCGCUAACGGUCUGGCUUUCCCCGGCGGAGGACCUGUCCGCCUACCAAGGCACAAACCCCUGGGUCAAGAUUCUCUCCGUCGUUAAUAGAACUGCGCAGUCUGUCCCGCCCUCCGACGACUACACUUGGAAACACCAAUGGGGCGCAUACCAAGCGCCGAGUUGGAACUUCACCAUCCCCGCGUCUACGCCGGCAGGUGCCUAUCUGCUGCGCAUCGAGCAGAUUUAUCCGGUGCCGGUGGGGGAAUUAGGAAGCCUGGGCGCGCAGUUUUAUGUCAAUUGUGCGCAUUUGAGGGUUGUCAACGACGGGGAGGCGAAGGAGGUGGGGGACGAUUUCAAAGUUGGCAUCCCGGGGGUGUACACUUAUGGUCAGCCAGAGAUAUAUAGGUGGGUGGAUAUCGGGAAUGAGACGUUUGAUAUUAGGGAUUGGGUGGAGCCAGGACCCAAAGUGUGGGAGGGGUGA